Messenger RNA from Scatophagus argus, 1849 nucleotides. Its product is annotated as cyclin-dependent kinase 2 interacting protein. Bases 509 to 1036 code for a protein of 175 amino acids. NCBI's taxonomy places the organism in Eukaryota, Metazoa, Chordata, Actinopteri, Scatophagidae. The transcript has 5 exons. The record is from RefSeq and is a predicted model, not a curated record.
ACACCAUUUUGGCUGUUCAUGAAGGUGUUGGGGGUUCAGUGUUGCUCUGGAUUUAGUCCAAGCUCACUUCACCACAGCUGUGACCGGGAACACACAAACUGCUGGUCUCAGAUCAGAAUCUGUUUCAGUAAAUGAGAACCAGCCUGACUUAUUUUAGUUUAUUUGAAGACAUGCAGUAAAAAGCAGAAAACUGACAGAACUGAUCACUUACUAAAUCUGUCAGCAACUCGGUGCUGACAGAUCCUCUCCUCCCCCCCGGGAGUGUCAGCAAUCACACAAACACACGCAACAGAUUUAUGACGUCAUGAUCCUGUUUGCUGGAGUCGCCGUCGCUAUGGUUACGCCCCUUCAGCUCCGCAUAAGCUGGAAGAAAUGCCGGGACGGGAAGCUGGUGGUGUCCACGGAAUAAUAAAGUGACAUCACAGUGACCUCAGGAAACAGGAAGUGUUCUGCUCUUACCGGAAGUGCCCGUAAGAUCAAAGAUAGUGCAGCCGAAUGGCACAACCUGAUGAUGAGGUGGGAAAAACUGAAUGAAGAAGGAUUCAGCAUGGCAGGAAACAUUGUGGACCUGAGACUGACUCGUUCUCAGAGUGAUCAGCUGCUGCUGGUGGACGAGUCUUCAUCAGCUGGGCCACAACAGACGGGCGUGACAACAGCGCUGCAGGAUGAAUGCUGCAAACUGCAGGACGUCAUCAACAAAAUGGUCGUCGUGGUGACAAAGAUGGAGCGUCUGAUGACAUCACAGCGAGGUGUUAAGGAUCUGGAGGAGUUUCAGUUUGGGCCUGAAGGAAGAAAGUUUCCUCUCUUUCACAGCUGGAACACCAAAUGCUUUGAGGACUUGUCUCGCGCCCUGUGGGAGUCCUUCCAACAGGAGCUGAAACUGAAGCAGCUGAUCCUGCAGGAACUUGCCCACACUGCAAGCUCUGACCUGUGCAUGGUCUACCUGUCCUGCUGGCUGCACCAGCCCCUAACCCCCCCACAGACCAGACUUACUCUGGAGGCUCUGCUGUUGGAGACAGGACACCGCCCACUCUGAUGUCAUCUGUCCUUCAAAGUCAUGUGAUCACGAUCAGGAUCUUCUUUGAAAGACUGGAGGCAGCUGUCUUUAUCUGCUUUACUGAACAGGUGUACAACAGAAGUGGGAGAUGGAGCUCAUCCCUGAGGCUGCAGGUGAACUUGGAGUCAGCUGAUGGACUUGAGUCCAUUGAACACACAAGCAGAAAGUCUCUUUGUUCUGUUAUCAUCUGUCUUCAGGUCUGUUUCUGUCAGAGCUGCUUUAAAUUCAAUGUGAAUGUCUAGAAAUAUGUUUAUUACUUUCUGACAGAAAAUGAACAUGUGUAUAUUAAGUAAGAAAUGUAUCUCACUGGUUUUUGAGGUCGCCUGUGAAGCAGUAGAAGAAAUACUGCAGUUUUCCUUCUCUGGUUCUGGAUCAGAGAAACCUGACGGACUUCAUUCGUGCAGCAACACCUAAAGUGAGGGAACCAAAGAGUAAUGAGAGAAAACAUAAACGAUCAAAUAAGCAAGUGAGCUGCAGACUGGUUUUAAACUGUAAUAAAGAAACCAACACGAGACACAAACACACCAGAGGACGAAGACUCACCUUUGUAAAGAUGUUCAGUAAAGUUCAGCUCACAGGUGAGUUUGUCUCAUCCGUUUAUUGGAGGAACAUGAAAUGUGUUUGAUGCAGUCAGCACUCAGUCAACAGAUAAGUUUAAACUCCUCCAAACUGUUUUCAGUCCAUCCUCACAUCAAUUCUCCAAACGAGUACAAACGUUAAGUUUACGCUUGGAAAAUGUUUUGCUGUGAAGUUUUAUAAAAAGUAAUAAAAUAGUGCAACUUUUUUUUAAAC